CUUAAUUUUUGGUCGUCAAUGGCAGCAACAAGAUUUCUCUCCCACAUUACCACCAAAAACUCCAACCUUUACUCUCUCUCUCUCCUCGCCAUCCUCUGCGCCACUUUUUACUUCAUCGGAAUCUGGCAACACUCUGUAUCCCCCAUCCCCACCUCCUCCACUGCCGCCAUCGCCGUCGCCGGCGUCCUCACCCCAGCCCCUUGCAGCUAUUCCCUCAACACCACCCAACUCGACUUCAUGCCCCACCACCUCCCUCCGGAUCCGUCGCCCACCACCGCGGCUCUCCCUCAUUUCCCUCCUUGUGAUCCUUCCCUCUCCGAAUACACCCCAUGCGAGGACGCCGGAAGAUCGCUGAAAUUUGACAGGGACAUGCUAAUAUACAGACAGCGGCACUGUCCCGAAAAGAACGAGCUGUUAAAGUGUCGGAUACCGGCCCCGUAUGGUUACAAGAUUCCUUUCAGGUGGCCUAAGAGUAGAGAGUUUGCAUGGUUCGCUAACGCGCCGCACAAAGAGUUGGCCGUGGAGAAAAAGAACCAGAAUUGGAUUAAGGUCGAGGGGGAGCGGUUCAGAUUCCCCGGCGGCGGCACCAUGUUCCCACGUGGGGCCGAUGCUUAUAUCAAUGAUAUCGACAAGCUGAUCAAUCUCAAAGAUGGCUCGAUAAGAACCGCCAUUGAUACCGGUUGCGGGGUAGCAAGUUGGGGAGCAUACCUAUUAUCAAGGAACAUAAUACCAGUGUCGUUUGCACCAAGGGACACUCAUGUAUCUCAAGUGCAAUUCGCUCUUGAACGGGGCGUCCCUGCAUUGAUCGGAGUCCUUGCUUCCAUUAGACUCCCCUACCCUUCAAGAGCAUUCGACAUGGCCCAUUGCUCUCGUUGUCUCAUCCCUUGGGGAACCUAUGAUGGGAUUUACUUGAUCGAGGUCGAUAGGAUCCUACGUCCCGGUGGGUACUGGAUCCUGUCAGGUCCACCGAUCAACUGGCAAAACCAUUGGAGAGGUUGGAAUCGAACGGCUGAUGAUCUGAAACAAGAACAAUCUCAAAUUGAGGCCGUGGCUAGAACCAUUUGCUGGAAAAAGAUUGUACAAAAAGGUGAUCUUGCCAUUUGGCAAAAACCCACCAAUCAUAUCCAUUGCAAAGCUAACAGGAAGGUUUUCAAGCAGCCAAAAUUUUGCCAGUCUCAAGAAUCUGACGUGGCAUGGUACACAAAAUUGGAGAAAUGUUUAACCCCAUUGCCAGAAGUAUCCGAUAUAAAAGAAAUUGCAGGUGGGCAAUUACCAAAAUGGCCCCAGAGACUGAAUGCAAUUCCUUCAAGAAUCAGCAGUGGAAGUUUAACAGGAAUUACAGAAAACACGUUUGCAGAAAAUACAGAGCUGUGGAAGAAGAGAGUAGAGUACUAUAAGAAAAUAGACUAUCAGCUAGCCGAGACAGGGAGGUACCGCAACUUGUUAGACAUGAAUGCAUAUUUGGGAGGCUUCGCGACCGCUCUCAUCGAUGAUCCUCUCUGGGUCAUGAACACUGUCCCCGUCGAGGCCGAUCAGAUCAACACCCUCGGGGUUAUCUAUGAACGAGGAUUAAUUGGAACAUAUCAGAAUUGGUGUGAGGCAAUGUCUACUUAUCCUAGGACAUACGACUUCAUCCACGCUGAUUCCAUUUUCAGCCUCUACAAAGACAGAUGUGAAACGGAGGAUAUCCUUCUGGAAAUGGAUAGAAUUUUACGACCAGAAAGCAGUGUAAUCAUUAGAGACGAUGUCGAUGUGCUGUUGAAAAUCAAGAAAAUAAUAGAUGCUAUGCAAUGGGAGGGGAGAAUUGUAGACCAUGAAAAAGGACCACAUGAAAGAGAGAAGAUCCUUUUUGCAGUUAAGCAAUAUUGGACUGCAUCACCAUUGACACCUAAAUAAGACCAAUAAGGAAUUAUGACGGCUCUUAUAGAAAAAGGUCAAUUUGCUCUGGUUUCUUAUUUCUUUCUUCUAUGUUUUUUAAUUGUUUAAUUUUCAUUUUUUUAGUGUACACCUUAAUCCUUUUUUUCUUCCCAGUAAUGCAAUGGUUG
Messenger RNA from Hibiscus syriacus, 2045 nucleotides. Its product is annotated as probable methyltransferase PMT15. The transcript is spliced from 6 exons. Gene Ontology annotation, molecular function: methyltransferase activity. Lineage: Eukaryota; Viridiplantae; Streptophyta; Magnoliopsida; Malvales; Malvaceae. Gene Ontology annotation, cellular component: cytoplasm; endosome; trans-Golgi network. The coding region runs from base 19 to 1896 and encodes 625 amino acids. The record is from RefSeq and is a predicted model, not a curated record.